This is a messenger RNA of Ceratotherium simum simum (southern white rhinoceros), 1631 nucleotides long. Lineage: Eukaryota; Metazoa; Chordata; Mammalia; Perissodactyla; Rhinocerotidae. The record is from RefSeq and is a predicted model, not a curated record.
CCAGGAGCCACGAGAUUUGAGGCGGCGGGACCUGUCAGCAGAAUAUGUCCUCGCCCUGCGCACGACCCCGAGGCCACCGAGAUGAGCGCCGAGGCCUGGCCCUCGCGGGCGCCUGUGUCUCACUAGCCGGGAGUCCACCGGCCGCCAUGGUGUACUAGCCCCGCAGAGCCACCCGCGACCUCAGGUCUCCACAGACCCGGGAUUUGCACGGCAGCAGAGUCACCGUGGAGAGGCCAGGGUACCACAAACUGAUGGAUUUUGACAAGAAAGGAGGGAAAGGGGAGUCGGAGGAGGGCCGGAGAAUGUCCAAGGCCGGCGGCCGGACCAGCCACGGCGUCCGGAGCACGGGGACCAGCUCAGGGGUCCUGAUGGUGGGCCCCAACUUCCGGGUCGGGAAGAAGAUAGGCUGUGGCAACUUCGGGGAGCUCCGGCUAGGGAAGAAUCUCUAUACAAAUGAAUACGUAGCUAUCAAAUUGGAGCCCAUCAAGUCCCGGGCGCCGCAGCUGCACCUGGAGUACCGCUUCUACAAGCAGCUCAGCGCCGCCGGUACGCGGGGCCCGGGGGGCGGGGGGCGCGGCCGAGCGCAGGGGCCGCACGAGCCUGUGUCGCCCUCGCCCGCAGAGGGCGUCCCUCAGGUCUACUACUUCGGGCCGUGCGGGAAGUACAACGCCAUGGUGCUGGAGCUGCUCGGGCCCAGCCUGGAGGACCUCUUCGACCUGUGCGACCGCACGUUCACGCUCAAGACGGUGCUCAUGAUCGCCAUCCAGCUGAUCACGCGCAUGGAGUACGUGCACACCAAGAGCCUCAUCUACCGCGACGUGAAGCCCGAGAACUUCCUGGUGGGCCGGCCGGGCACCAAGCGGCAGCACGCCAUCCACAUCAUCGACUUCGGCCUGGCCAAGGAGUACAUCGACCCCGAGACCAAGAAGCACAUCCCGUACCGCGAGCACAAGAGCCUGACGGGCACGGCGCGCUACAUGAGCAUCAACACGCACCUGGGCAAGGAGCAGAGCCGCCGCGACGACCUGGAGGCGCUGGGCCACAUGUUCAUGUACUUCCUGCGCGGCAGCCUGCCCUGGCAGGGGCUCAAGGCCGACACGCUCAAGGAGCGCUACCAGAAGAUCGGGGACACCAAGCGGGCCACGCCCAUCGAGGUGCUGUGCGAGAGCUUCCCAGAGGAGAUGGCCACGUACCUGCGCUACGUGCGGCGCCUGGACUUCUUCGAGAAGCCCGACUACGACUACCUGCGCAAGCUCUUCACAGACCUCUUCGACCGCAGCGGCUUCGUGUUCGACUACGAGUACGACUGGGCCGGGAAGCCCCUGCCGACGCCCAUCGGCACGGUCCACACCGACCUGCCCUCGCAGCCUCAGCCUCGGGACAAAGCCCAGCUACACAGCAAAAACCAGGCACUGAACUCCACCAACGGGGAGCUGAAUGCCGACGACCCCACCGCCGGUCACUCCAACGCCCCCAUCACCGCGCCGGCCGAGGUGGAGGUCGCCGACGACACCAAGUGCUGCUGUUUUUUCAAGAGAAGGAAGAGAAAAUCGUUACAGCGACACAAGUGACCGGGGGUGGGCCCUGAACCCUCCCGCUGCAGCUGCUCGGGGAGCUCGUCACGGCCGCGG